Phaedon cochleariae (mustard beetle) is the source of this 2742-nucleotide messenger RNA. The record is from the annotation of a GenBank genome assembly. Lineage: Eukaryota; Metazoa; Arthropoda; Insecta; Coleoptera; Chrysomelidae.
AUGUCAUCCAAAAAUGAAAAACAGAGUACUCAUGUCAGCGAAUUUCGAGGAUUCGAGCAAAAAUCCAGAACAGCCAAAUCAAAAGCUAUUUCAUCUAAGAAAUCACAUCUCGAAAGAAAAGCCAAGAAAGCAGAAUUAGAAAUAGAGACCAAGAAACUGGAAUUAGAAAUACACAAACUGAAACUGAGACAGCUGGAAAUUGAGGAGGAAACUUCUAUCAACCAUUCACAAGAAGCAGAUGGUACAGUUACAGACGUUGAAAAUAAUAUUCAAGCUUGGGCAGAUUUAGGAAAACACUGUCGAUACUGGAGAGAUGAACACUCAAUUUAUAAAACUCUCUGUAAAGAUAUGAAGAUCAAAAAUUCCCUCCGUAAUAGGAAAAGAAUUUAUAAUGCCUGGAAAAGAUUCGAAAAUGACGAUCAGACGAUUUCCGAAAAUGGUAUCCAUCCUCAAACCACUGACCAGAUUUUCAUAGACAAAAAUUAUGAAUGUAGAAAUAUGUUCCCUUCUGAAACAUUCUUGAACGAUGAAGGUAUCCAUAGUUCGACCAUAAUAGAUGAACGAAAAAUUCUUCAUGAUGAGUUUAUCGGAUCAUGUCAAUUCGAUAAUCAAGAUGAUGUGGAAGAAGAAGAGUAUUUGGAAAAUGGUGAGACUUCCACCCUGAUGCCAAAAACUGUUCGGAAAACAGAUCAGACAUAUGUUGAUAAGCCCGAAGGGAGUUUAAGUUUCAAUAAAAAAUCGAAGGCAGACGAGUGUAUUAUGGUAUCUGGAUCCAAUUCGGCUAGCUCCGGCAAAAACAAUUCAGUCGUGAAUUGUAACCCUGACACAUUGCUUGAAGAUAGUGAAGAAAAUCCGGAUAUCACUCCAGAAACGUUUGAUAUUCCUUCUGUUUUAUUGAACUUAUCGAGUCCAGGAAAAUCGUCCGACUUAUUACCUUUAAACUCGAAAAAUGCACGUUCUAAUGUUAAGAACUCAUUCAAAGACUGUCACGUGAAAGGUGUUGAACGGUCGUUAGUGAAAAAAAAACUAAUACAUGAAAUGCCUCUCAACUACAAGAAGAAAACAUUCCUGGAGGCAAAUGAAAAAUUACUGAAACAUGGAAAGUCUUUACAAAAUAUAAAAUCCGAUGCUGUAGUCCGAAAAAUAAAAUCAGAAGUGAUGGGUCAAUUGGAUAGAAACAAAAACGAAUUACUUGAUAUCAUUCUCAUGCAAACCGAUCAUCCAGAAUUCAUAAAAGAGGUGUGCGUACCAUUUAACGUCAAAUUAUAUAGUAAUGAACAACUUGAAGUACUAAAAAAUGAAAACCAAAAGAGCGGUAUGCAGUUUAUAUAUUUUGAUGCUACAGGAGGCGUAGUUCGAAGUCCUAUUCCUAAUUCGAAUAGAAUAUAUUUUUAUACAGCCGUCAUAAGAAUAGGAAAACCAAAGAGGAUAUAUCCGGUUUUUUCUAUGAUAUCGUCAACCCAUGAUGUCAAUUCUAUAUUCAGAAUCAUGAGCGAUUUUCGUUAUUUCUGCGAAAUCAAUAACUACUGGCCAGCAUUUUCUGGAGUGGUAUCUGAUUUCAGCUUUGCUAAUUUACACGCUAUAAGCAAAGCUUUCAACAGGUGUUCUCUUCUCGAGUAUCUCCAAAAAUGUUAUAUCUUGAAUGAAAAUGGUCAGAAUUUAAAAGACGAAUCUCUGGUGGGAGUACAUCUUUGUUGUGCACAUUACAUGAAAAUGGUUGCAAAAGAUGUUAAUAACCUAGCAAAGAAUGAAACACAACAUACUUUCUUGAAGGAUCUCAUAGCUGCCUUGAUCUUGAUGAAAACAAUAAGAGAAUUUGAUAUUGCUAUUAAGUAUGUCUACAUAUUACUGAAAACUGAAUUCGUUAAUAGGGACACUGAAAUUGCAAUAUAUUCUCUCAGAAUGCACUUAUCGAAAAAAGCAGAUCAGGAUCACUUCGACGAUGAGAAACUCGAUGACUACGAAACAAAUAAUUCGAAAUCAGACGGUCUUAUGAAAUCAAGUCCCUAUUAUAAAAGAUUCUCGCAGAUAACCAAUUCAAUCAAAUUGGAUAAUUCAACAGGAGCCGAGGACAAUCCAUUUUAUAAUGAUGCGUUCAUGGAUUUGAUAUUAUAUAAGUAUUUACCUCUCUGCCCACUUUGGAGUGCUCUCAUGUUGACAGAUGAAUGUUCUGUUAGCAAUUCAGUGGUCGAAAACUAUUUUGGGCAAUUGAAAAGAAUUAGAUUAGGUGGUUCGAGAAAUUUAAGGUGUUCUCAGUUUGUACGAAAAUUGAGAGAAGAUGUUGUAUCCCUUAAAAUCGAAGGCUGCUUAGAUAUUGGCAAAAGUCGAUUGACAAUAGGGGACCCAUUUGAUGAGAAAUUAUCGAAAGAAGAAUGGAAUAAAAAACCGAACAAACAUACGAGUACCCAUUUUGAAGGUAGAUUCCUCAAGAUAGUGAAAAAGGAGAAGGAUAAAUUAUUCAAUACCAACAUAAUUUUUCCGGAAGAUGAUGAUGAAUUACCAUUUUGUGCUUACUGUGGUCAUGGCAUUGUCGAUGAAUGUACUGCCUGGGUGAAAUGCGAUGAAUGUGAAAAGUGGAUUCACCAAAUGUGUGCAAAAGUGAAGAAAGAAGACCUUGAGGACACUUAUUUACCAGCAGAAUCUGCAGUUGACAAUGCAUUUGUGAAAAGUCACAGUAAAAUUGAUUUAGUUAAAAUCGAGAAUAUAAAAGAAGAAGAAGACAGAAAUAAUGAGGAGACAUAA